Molecule: messenger RNA, 142 nt
Organism: Acaulospora morrowiae
Lineage: Eukaryota; Fungi; Glomeromycota; Glomeromycetes; Diversisporales; Acaulosporaceae
Source: the annotation of a GenBank genome assembly
GGGAAAUGUAUGCUAUUAAAGUAGAGGUACUAUCAGCUCAAGAUGCCGUUAUGCGAUCUUUGACGGUGUCGAUCCAAUCGCGAGGAUCAGCGAGGAUCGCGGAUUCGUCAAAGUCUUUGUAUAGUCUUGAUGCGGCUUCGUG